This is a messenger RNA of Funneliformis caledonium, 240 nucleotides long. NCBI's taxonomy places the organism in Eukaryota, Fungi, Glomeromycota, Glomeromycetes, Glomerales, Glomeraceae. The record is from the annotation of a GenBank genome assembly.
AUGACAAUCUCCGAAAAGUUACUUGAUUUCGUAGAAAAAACGUUCAUCUUUGCCGGACAAGCGUAUGUCGUUCUCAGCAGGUCUUCAACGUGGGAAAACGUGAACACCUCGACAUGUUCCAUGGGAGAAUUAUUGAGAUACAACUCUGGCACCUUUGCUGAAGGCGGAUGCAGCGAACUUGUAGGAGCUAAUAGAAAUUGUUGUGUUGUCAUUAAUGAACUUCUCAAAAAUAACGGAUAA